Aspergillus glaucus CBS 516.65 is the source of this 2086-nucleotide messenger RNA. Its product is annotated as putative UBX domain protein. NCBI's taxonomy places the organism in Eukaryota, Fungi, Ascomycota, Eurotiomycetes, Eurotiales, Aspergillaceae. The record is from RefSeq and is a predicted model, not a curated record. The coding region runs from base 300 to 1838 and encodes 512 amino acids. Gene Ontology annotation, molecular function: protein binding. The transcript has 2 exons.
UGUCAACAGGAGAGGUGAUGGAGGUUGGAGGAGGUUGUGGUGGUGGUGAUGCUUCCGCUCCAGCAAUCGAAGCUCUCUACGCGCGGGCAGAGCCGCAGCCAGCGAUGACGCUACUGCCAGUCACUUCCUCAUUGCUCUUCCUCUCCCUUCCCCAGCUUCAAUAUUUUCUACACCUUUUUCUUUCUGAGAGCUUCUGUAUUAUUCUUUGUUUAACCUAUCCGUCGUAUAUAUAAUUUGAAUAGAGGCAGACGGAAAAACACUCAUCCCUUCCUGCCUUCUAAUCUGCCCCGCAAAUCGCCAUGAGCUCUCACGUCGUAGUCAUAGACUCGACUGCUCGAAGAGCUACCAUCAAAACCUCUCCUGGCAAAUACCUGACUGAUGUUUUACAAGAAGCCUGUGCCAAACUGGGCGCGGAACCUAGCCAAUGUGGCCUGAAACACAACAGUAAACAGUUGGACCUCUCACUUGCCUUCCGUCUCACAGGACUCACCUCCGGCGCCAAGCUCGAGCUCGUACAGCUUUCUCGAUCGCCCUCCGUCGUCACGGUCGCUAUACAACUACCCGAGUCAGAAGCACGCGGAGUUCCCAACGGCCGUCUCUUGGAUAAAUUCCCCAGCUCUACAACGUUAUGGCAUAUCCUACGGAAGUUCGAGGCAGGUGUUGCGGGAGGAGGGUCGACACGGAAUCUUACAGCACGUGGCGUCCCCUCAACAGAUAAUGGCGGUACCGGCGCAGGAAGGUUGUUCUACGAGAUCCCCGUGUUGCAGACCCUGGGACGAGAGAUGUCGACAUUUGCGGAUCUUCAGAAGUCACUGGCACAGCUGGGUUUUAAUAGUGGGAAUAUUUUAUUGAGACUGAGUUUCCGGCGCACAGAGGAGCCUCUGAAGGUAGCUAUGGUCAAGAUCCAAGAUUACUUCAAAGUGGUUGAAGACGACAUGGCAGCGACGACAACGGCAGCGACACAAGAGCAACCUGCACCAGAUCAGGCGACAUCCGAUGAGCAGCCAACAGGCAUCGAACCGAGUGGUGAACCUCCCCAACCUUCUCCCGCCGUCUCCGAACAGCCAUCUCACAUCGCUCCACCACCCGCCGCUACGUCUACCGAGCCAGCCGCAAAUCCAACGGCAGCCUCUCGUCCCAUAACAGUCUUCUCUCCUCCCACCAGCAGCACACCCCAGUCCGCUCAAUUCAUCUACAAUGACAAUGAUUACGUCCCAUCGGUUGAGCACGCACAAGCUCACCAGCGCCGUCUAAACGAGACCUCACGACCGCAGCGUCUACCAACAGAUGCAGAAAUCGCUGCAAAGGAAUCAGCAGAGGCAGAAAGGUUGGCAUCUGUGAAGGAAGUCGACGUGAAAGUCCGGCUUCCCGACCAGAGCCAGGUGGUGGCCAAGUUCGGACAAUCGGAUACUGGCAAGUCUCUUUAUGAUUUCGUGAGAAGCUGUUUGGCAGAGUCAUUUGCGCGCGAGAAAUUCCUUCUCGCAGUCUUCCCCGCUGCCGGAGGUCUAGGUCCCCGUGCAGGAAAGAAGCUUCAGAACGUGGUCCCCGACUCGGAGCGCUCUUUGUUGAUCAAAAAUCUCAACAUGGUUGGACGGGUGCUUGUCAGCUUCUCCUGGGACCCGACUGUUUCUUCGGCUGUGCGGGGGAGCAAAACCAGUCUCCUAAAGUCGGAGCUCCAAGGUCAGGCACAGCAACUCAAAGUCGAACAACCAGCGGCUGUGCCAGAUGAGCCCGCUGGUGGUUCGAGAGUGGGAGCCACAGAGCAGCGCCAGGGUGAUAAACCUGCGCGGAAACCGGGAACUCUGCCCAAGUGGCUCAAGUUACCUGGGAAGAAAUGAUAGCGUUGAUGCAUAGACACGUUUAAUGAUUAUCGAUGCAUGUGGCGGCUUCGUGAAAGUUUUUGUUCUUCAUUACAUUUAAAACAAAGGCGAAAUAGUUGUCAGGAGUUGCAUUUAAUCAUGAACAUUCUCAAUCUAUUUCAUUCUAGCAAGUUUCCCAGUCUGUAAACAAUCUCUAGACCCAAUACCCCGUAUAUUGUAUCCAAUCCUAACCAGUCAAUCUUUAAGCCCUACGUUGCAUCUUUCUA